Penicillium chermesinum is the source of this 1536-nucleotide messenger RNA. RefSeq names its product glycoside hydrolase family 71 protein. Gene Ontology annotation, molecular function: glucan endo-1,3-alpha-glucosidase activity. The coding region runs from base 1 to 1536 and encodes 511 amino acids. Lineage: Eukaryota; Fungi; Ascomycota; Eurotiomycetes; Eurotiales; Aspergillaceae. The transcript is spliced from 4 exons. Gene Ontology annotation, biological process: mating projection tip cell wall disassembly. The record is from RefSeq and is a predicted model, not a curated record.
AUGGGCCUCGUUAUGUGGCUCUUGCUUUUAGUCACCAUGGCCACUGCCAUGACCACCUCAUCAUUCAGUGCUGCCAACUCUACGGUUACGACUUCUACAACCACAGUACCUACCAGUGUAACGCCUGCUCCAUCCACGACUGGAGAUCGGCUUGUCUUCUGCCAUUUCAUGAUUGGAAUCACUAGCAACCGCCAAAGUUCCAGCGACUAUGAUGACGAUAUGAAACGCGCCAAAGAUUUAGGCAUUGACGCGUUUGCCUUGAAUAUCGGAACAGAUUCAUACACGGACACCCAGCUUGGGUACGCGUACGACUCUGCUUCUCAUAAUGGGAUGAAAGUAUUCCUCUCCUUUGAUUUUAACUGGUGGGCCACGUCCCAAGGCUCUGCCGUCGGAGCGAAAAUUAAACAAUACGCCGACCACCCUGCCCAGCUUUCUGUCGACGGCAAGGUCUUUGUAUCAUCCUUCGCUGGGGACGGGGUCGAUAUUAGCGCGAUGACAUCAGCAGCAGGCCAAGAUCUUUUCUUCGCGCCAAACUUCCAUCCCGGUCAGGGCGAUUUCAGCGCUAUCCAGGGUGCGUUGAACUGGCUAGCUUGGCCUAACAAUGGAAAUAAUAAAGCUCCAACACCCGGGCACAACGUUUCUGUGGAAGAUGGGGAUAACGCUUAUAUCGCCGCAUUGAAAGGAAAGCCUUACAUCGCACCGGCUUCCGCCUGGUUCUCGACGCAUUUUGGGAGUGAAGUUUCUUAUAGCAAGAACUGGGUAUUUCCCUCAGACUUGCUGUGGUUCAAUCGUUGGGAAGAGAUUCUCAGUCUCAAGCCUCGCUUCAUUGAGAUAAUCACAUGGAAUGAUUACGGUGAAUCUCAUUAUAUCGGUCCGCUGUCCUCGCCCCAUACUGAUGAUGGCUCCUCUAAGUGGGUCAUGGACAUGCCCCAUACCGGCUGGCUAGAGAUGUCUGAGCCGUUUAUUGCAGCCUACAAGGCAGGCAGCCAGAACGUAUCAGAUUACAUUCAGGAUGAGAAGUUAAUCUAUUGGUACCGACCGACUCCGCGCAGCCUAGACUGUGAUGCCACGGAUACAACUAUGGGAGGUAACCCCAAUAACGCCAGUGGGAAUUUUUUCCGGGGCCGACCGAAUGGAUGGGAGACGAUGGCCGACGAGGUAUUUGUGGUCGCCCUACUCAAGUCCCCGGCCACCGUCCAGGUGCAGUCAGGAAACCAGUCACAGCAGACAUUCCAAGCCCCUGCAGGAGCUAGUGCAUGGACGGCACCGAUGGGAGUGGGAAAGCAGCAAUUCUCGGUGACGCGUGGAAACCAAACUUUGCUAUCUGGGACAAGCCUGAAUGAUAUCGUCGACACCUGCAUCUGCGGUAUCUACAACUUCAAUGCUUACGUGGGAACUCUCCCAGCACCAAAGUCAAUCGACCAACUUCAAUCGGCAGGACUGGCCGAGAUAUCACAAGGCCUGAAGGCCCCAUGCCCAACGAACACCUUGGGUGCGACAUCUACUAGUAGCGUCAGCCAGCGGCGCAAAUGGUGA